This is a messenger RNA of Aspergillus heteromorphus CBS 117.55, 1220 nucleotides long. RefSeq names its product integral membrane protein PTH11-like protein. NCBI's taxonomy places the organism in Eukaryota, Fungi, Ascomycota, Eurotiomycetes, Eurotiales, Aspergillaceae. The record is from RefSeq and is a predicted model, not a curated record. The coding region runs from base 1 to 1182 and encodes 393 amino acids. The transcript is spliced from 6 exons.
AUGUCGAGCUCAGAUGAGACCGCCACGAGGGUGCCGGUGGUGAUUGCGGGAUAUGCUGUCCCCAUCGCCGGCAUGGUGUUGACCACAGGUUUGCGACUGUUCGUCAAAUUCACCGGUCCAACAGAAGAUCGUUUUCAUGCAGAUGACUAUCUGAUCACUUUGGCCACGGUUCGCUGCCCCUUAUACCCCUUUGGGGACAAAACCAUGUUGGAGGUGGCAUACUGUAUCGUCAUGUUAGUAGUCGGCGUCGGUCAUGGAUUUGGUAAACACGCCGGUACCUUAUCAAUCCACGACUUGGAAAUUUUCCUGAAGGGUGACUAUAUCGCCAGCCACCUCUACAAUGUCGGACUCGCGAGUGUCAAGCUCGGCAUCCUCGCGUUAUACUACCGAAUCUUCACCGUCCCCUGGUUCCGCAAGAUCGUCAUGGGCUGUGCGGUCUUCGUCUGCCUGUGGAUCGCCACAAUUGAGAUAUUCAUGGGUCUGCUCUGUCGGCCGUUGAGGUCGUUUUGGAACGUCAGCAUCAAAGGCAAAUGCUUCAACUCAACUGCCUUGACAUACUAUAUCAACACAUCGAAUAUGAUCACCGAUAUUAUAAUAUUCACUUUGCCCAUUGGAGUGAUUCUGCGGCUCCGUACAAGUAAACAGAACAAGAUUGCGUUGUGCGUGAUCUUCUCCAUCGGUUUCGUAACCUGUGGAAUUAGUGCUGCGCGGCUCGCCUUCGUCUUCGCCCAAAGCUCGUCAGACAUCACCUGGGACGGAGUGGACCUUGCCGUUUUAUCUGGCUUCGAAUCUUUCGGGGGGAUUCUCUGCGCCAAUCUCCCCAUCAUCUACCGAUUGUUUAAACAAGCCGCCCAGAAAGUCAGCAGUGGAGGAUCGUCUGCUCCCAAAACCACCCGUGUGCAAUAUGGUCGCGAGUCGACCAACUACGGGUCCCGAUCCCGUCCUCGUCGAACUCGACUCAGCGAUACGCUCAAUGAGGAGUGGAUUCAGUUACAGAACGGGAACUCCUCCAAUGAAAGCCAUUAUCCGGAUGUGGAUUCGACGUCCGAGCUUGCCCUGCACAAGGGUGUGGAUAUGGAGACGGGGACGGAAUUGGUUCGUAUUUCAACCUCGACUCCACCAAGUAAUGCCAUCACUGUCCAGAGGGAGUUCCAUCAGACGGUGGAGACUCAUCAUGUAUAGAUGCUGUACCUGUAUAGCGGUCACUCGUUUGCGGUAUU